AUGGAUAUGCUGGCUAAGAGAGCCAAAAUUCAGAGAAAUAUGGAACUUGAUGCAGGCACCCACACCUACGACUUUUCAAUGCCACUUCCCCCCCAAUUUCCAUCGUCAUUUGUAAGCGAUUUCGGAAAGAUUGUCUGUGAAGUAUUGCUGACUGUGAAUCGGCCGUUCGGACACCGUGAGUUGUUCAGGCAUCCGCUGACAAUAUUUCAGUCCUAUAAUCUUAAUCAAAGUCCGGAUUUGGUGCAUCCAAAGAGUCUUGCUUAUACCAAAAAAUUUUCAUGCCAUUGGUUUUUCUGCUCAUCUCCCGUUACUGCCACACUCAUCAUUCCCUAUGGCGGCUAUACGCCUAGCCAGUUGAUAAAUUUUGAACUCCAUGUACAAAAUCCAUCUUCCUAUUACACCGUUCGCAAUAUCAAGUUGAAGCUAGAGCAGAUUUGCAAAUAUAGAGCAACAAUGCCGAAGCAUAGAGUCCGGCAGCAGAUCACAGAAAUCGCCGAAUCCUCUCAUCUAGGCGCAGUUGAGCGCUCAUCCUGGCGUGUAAUUACGGAUACACUGAAGGUACCAUCAGUUCCGCCCUCAACGCAUGACCACAGAGCUAUAGAGAUAUCCUAUGGGAUUGUUGUAUCUUUAACGAUGGGCGAUACUAAGGAAGAGGCAUUAUUUCGGAUGCCCAUCGUUAUUGGCACCAUACCGCUGGCCAAAAACAUCUCAGAUCCGACCAACAAAAGCACCCCACCCGAAUCAAUCAGCCACAAUGCGCACAAUUCCAACCAAGCCAGAUCAGAGGAACACAUUAAGUUGAAUGUAAUCAGUUCGCACUCAAAAUCAUGGGGCUGGAGGCCAACAACGCCCGAAUCGCCAGAAACACCAAGUCCGCCAGAAUUCCCGGAAAUGCUAGAAGUGCCAGACAUGGUAGAAAUGUCAACGCUCAACGAAAGCAAUCUUUAUCAAUGCAAUAUAGAUGUGAAUUGCGAGUCAGCUGCUUCCUCAUUUCAAUGCGAUACUUUGGAUUAUUCAGAUACGGUUUGUGUCGACAUCUCAGAUGAUUAA
Messenger RNA from Scaptodrosophila lebanonensis, 1050 nucleotides. Its product is annotated as arrestin domain-containing protein 1-like. Gene Ontology annotation, cellular component: cytoplasm. The record is from RefSeq and is a predicted model, not a curated record. Bases 1 to 1050 code for a protein of 349 amino acids. Lineage: Eukaryota; Metazoa; Arthropoda; Insecta; Diptera; Drosophilidae. The transcript is spliced from 4 exons. Gene Ontology annotation, biological process: protein transport.